AUGAGAUUGCGGAAAAUUGAAUAUCGCCGCAGCCGAAGCCCAGUACGGAAACGAAAUCGGAGAGUAGUGUCGUCUUUGUCUUCAUCGUCUCAGUCGUCGGAGUCCUCUCUGUCAUCUAGAUCAAGGACUCCCCCUGGUUCGAGUAUCAUGGAUCGGUCCGGGAGCCACACUUCAAAUUGCACGGUUUCACCGAUUUGUUUACCUUCGGCUGGUGAGUAACAUUCGAACCUUUUUUUCGUACUUCAGGGUAUCAAGGAAGUAUACCCAUUCUCUAAGCAGGUAUCGAUGAG
Molecule: messenger RNA, 290 nt
Organism: Acanthoscelides obtectus
Lineage: Eukaryota; Metazoa; Arthropoda; Insecta; Coleoptera; Chrysomelidae
Source: the annotation of a GenBank genome assembly